GGAAAUUUGUUUUCGACUCGUAAAAUUUCUUUUAAAAUUGCGUUCUACGAUUUUUGAACAUUUUUGACAAGUCGAUCAAUAAUCGAAACAGUUGAUAAUAUUGAAUCAAUGGUCUGCAAUUGGGCAAUUAUUGGCCGAUCAGUGGUCAAUGAUCGGUCAAUGAUCAUUCGUUCACGUUGAUCCAUCGAUAGUGAAACGUUAAUCGGACGAUGUGAGUUUUAAUAUUCUUUAGCUUUUCUUUAAGAUUCGCUUUUAAUUUCAAUUUUGCAAUUUGAACGAUGGAUGGAAAUUAAUUGUACAAAGCGUGCGGUUAUUAUCAUUAGUGAACACGAGCAUACACGAGGAAUAUGGGUCAUGUAUAAUAUAAUUUAUGUUCUAGGUUGGGAGCAUGAAAGUGUUCGACUUUUUUUUUCUUUUUACAAGCGUUAAAUUUCCCUUAUUUAGUAGAGUAUGCGCAUUAACGAGGCAGAUUCCGUGGAAUAAGCAGAGAAAUUUGCAUUACAACGGAAAAAGGAUAACACCUCGGUAGACAAUAGCUGGAUAUGGGUAGAUAAUUUGAACAGUUACGCUCCAGAUAAUAAAAAUUUGUAGCUUUCGAAAUUUACAACUUCCAUAUUUUGCUCAUUUUUUCCUCGAUACAGAAAAAGAGAUCGGUGUUUCGAAUGUUAGAGAAAUGUUUUCGACAAAUAAAAUUAAAUAUUAUUUUUAUUAUUAUAUUAUUUAUUAUUAUAUUUCAAUUAAAUUGCGAUAAUAAAAAAUUAUACAAAUAUAAAUUUAAAUUACAUUACCGGUGUAAACUUAAUGGAAGAAGUCUGUCUACGACUUACGUAACAAUUUUAAUUAACGAUGUCUCCAAGCGACAACAAAUUAAUUCCUUUGAGUGCGCGAAGCGUAGAUGUAAUAUAAUCUACGUAUAUAUAUAGGAUUUCUCCUGAUGAAUUAGCAAAAUUUUGAAAAUUUAAUUCUAUUCUAAAAUAAUAAUAAUGAUAAUAAUAAUAUUCUGGAUAUUAUUCCUCGAGUCCAGUUAGAGAAUAGAGAAAAUUUAACAAAUAAACUAUAAACAAGAAAAUCAAUUAUUUUAUUAAAUUGUAUUUCGUAACAUUCCCCAUCAUUAAAUAAAUGUACAUCUAGUACUUCCAGAUCGGUAAAAUCUAGGGUCUUUUUAUCGUAGUUCAGCGUUUCUUCGAGGAUAGCGCUGUUUGUGCAUCAUCUUGUUUUAGUCGAUAAGUCAGUUUUGCUAACGAUGGAAACAAUUUUCUCGGUUAAUCCAGACUACAUAAUUUUCAUUAUCGAAUAUUUAUACGAUUUUUAUUAAUCCAUUAUACGAUAAUAACGUAUGAUAUUUAAUGUAUUUUCAAAUCACAAUUGAAAAUAUAAAUAUAUUUCUGCUGCAAAACGAAAGAUCUUUUAAACAUUAAUUUUAAAAGAUCGCAGAGCAGAGGAUUUGCGACGUUUUACAGAAAACAACUUUUUUUUCAAUUAAGGCCGAAACUUUGCUAGCCUUUUUUGAAAAAAAAAAAAAAAUCAGGGAACAAAGUUACGAAUUACUACUCGUCGUCGUUGUCGUUGCUUCUAUUGACAUAUCGACAGACCCUCCGGAAGAAAGUUUUACAACAUGUUGAAGUUUCGAGCGUCGGGGCAACGAAAGUGCACUUACACGGUUAAUCCAGGCAGUAAAGCGGCUCAACAGGGAGUGAGAGAGGGUGAUUUAAUUAGCAGCAUAAAUGGAAGAACUACCAGGGAUUUAACGAACAGUGAGGCGCAUGCACUCUUACGAAACGCCGGUGAACACUUGAAACUCGGUUUGAAUCAGGAAAAUAUUGGCUCUCCGAAGAGACGAAUUUAUAGAAGCAGUUUGCAGGAAAACACCACUGAAAUUCUCACUAAAACGACGACGACGACGAGAACGACCACGACCAUAUCGAACACACGGAUUCCAUCCACAGAUUCGAAGAAGAACGAAGCAAAUGACGCAAAACCCGAUCAGAGCUACGCCAGUCAAAACGGUGGUCCGAAGAGUUCGUUGAUUCAGCAACGGGACGAAACCAAGAAAAAUUUGUACGAUUGUGCGAUAGGAUCGAACGAAUCCUCGGCGGUCAACGACGACGAGCCAGUGAAGCAGAAGGAGAAGGAGAAGGAGGAGGAGGAGGAGGAGGAGGAGGAGGAGGAGGAGGAGACCAGCAUGCCCACUCACGGUAAAAAUCGUCGAAAUCGAAAGGGCAGGAGGCGUGGUGGGGGCGAUAAAGCGAAACGCAACGACGACGACGACAAAAACUCUAAACAAAACACGACCCACGACCAGGGCAUCGUCGAGGCGACCACCUCAAAUCAUGCGGGAUCCUCCUCCGUAUCGAAGAUCCCUAAGGAGGAUAGAUGCAGGAUAGAAACGGGGACGAUAAAGCCGAGUAUCAAAGUGAUGAGAAUAACCACUAUAAGCAGUAGACCGUUGGAGGCGAGAAUAGGCCACAUUCGGGGGGUCGGUAUAGUAGAGACUGAGACGACCGCCGGGUCGGGGAAGGGGGGCGAGGGGGCGGUUGUGGUCACCGUGUCCGAGCCGCUCGACGCUUUCCCCCCUCUUUCGCCCGAAAUCCCCGCGACGGCGGCCGAUAAUUCGGCCACGGAAACGAGAAACGGGGAAGGAUUGCAGAUUCGCGACGUGACCGACUGCGACGUUGCCGAGUUCGAUAACUUUAGGCAGCCCGUGAUCGUCGAGAUGGAAUCGGACGCGGAGAGGGAGGCUGGUGGCAACUUGGAGGAGACGGGGUCCGUUUCGAGGGAGGAGGAGGAAGGAGCGGGAGAGGAGGGGGGAGGCAGAGGGCACUGUUGGGACACGGUGAUGCCACGGGACGUGGAGAGGAAGUUGAGGAGGUUCAUCGAGGGUUUGAAAUUGCCGUGUUACGCGGGAGAGGAGGGCGAUUGGAGGGCUGCGUGCGAGGAGGAGAAGAGGGGGGGUGCGAAGAGGAGGCGGCGGGAGGCGUGUUACGGGCACUCGCAGGCGGCCAACAGGUUCUUGGACAUUAUUCAGGAGGAGGGCGAGAAGUUGUCGGAGGACGAGGAGCAGCAUAUCAGGGACUUUAUCAACGAGGAGAUCGGUAAAUAUCGGAGGGAGGAGAGGUGUUGGGUGAGGGGGGAGGAGGAUUUGGGGGAAGGGGCGGUUGGUGGUGGCGGGGUGAGCAUAAAUGUGACGUGCGUGGACGGGGAGGAGACGGGGAAGAGGAAGGGGAAGAAGGAAAAGGAGGAGGAUCCUGGAGAAGGUUUGGAGAAGGAAAGGAAAAGUAUGGAAAUUUGCGGUGGAGGAGAAACUGUAAAGGAAGGAACGUCGAAAGAAGAGGAAUUGGAGAAGGAAAGGGAAAGUGUGGAGGAAGGAACGUCGAAAGAAGAGGAAUUGAAGAAAGAAAAGAAAAAUGAGAUUGGUGAUGGAGGAGAAUCUAUGGAAGGAGGAAUAUUGAAGGAAAAGGAGAUUAGUAAUGGAGAAGAAUCUUUAGAAGAAGGAAUAUUAAAGGAAAAGGAGAACAUAGAGAAUGGAAAAGAAUCUAUAGAAAAAGAAAUAUUAAAGAAAAAGGAGAUUAGUAAUGAAGGAGAAUCUAUAGAAGAAAGAAUAUUGAAGGAAAAGGAAAAUAUGGAGACCAGUAAUGAAGGAGAAUCUAUAGAAAAAGAAAUGUUGGAGGAAAAGAAGAAUGUGGAGAUUAAUAAUGGAGGAGAAUCUAUAGAAGGAGGAAUAUUGAAGGAAAAAGAAAAUAUGGAGAUCAGUAAUGAAGGAGAAUCUAUAGUAGAAGAAAUGUUGAAGGAAAAGGAGAACGUAGAGAUUGGUGAUGGAGGAGAAUCUGUAGAAGGAGGAAUAUUGAAGGAAAAGGAGAACAUAGAGAAUGGAAAAGAAUCUAUAGAAAAAGAAAUAUUAAAGAAAAAGGAGAUUAGUAAUGAAGGAGAAUCUAUAGAAGAAAGAAUAUUGAAGGAAAAGGAAAAUAUGGAGACCAGUAAUGAAGGAGAAUCUAUAGUAGAAGAAAUGUUGAAGGAAAAGGAGAACGUAGAGAUUGGUGAUGGAGGAGAAUCUAUAGAAGGAGGAAUAUUAAAGAAAAAGGAAAUUAGUAAUGAAGGAGAAAUAUCAAAGGAAAAGGAAAUUGUGGAGAUAAGUAAUGAAGGAGAAUCUAUAGUAGAAGGAAUAUCGAAGGAAGAGAAAGAAAGGAAAAGCAUAAGUGAUGGAAAGGAAUGUGUGGAGAGAAAAGAACACGGAGAAGAGUCUGAAGAAAUGUCGGAUGAGAAGUCUGAAAAGGUAAUUGAAAGUGAGAUAUUGGAAACGAAUAAUGAAAACACGAAUCUAAGUGAAUCCGAGUUAAAAGUUAAAGAGGAAAUUUCUAUCGGAAAAUUAGAUGAAACGGAUGAAAUCAAUAUGAAAUCGAGAUCAAAUGAGGAAGAAUCGUCUGUCGAUGUAUCGAUACACUAUCGUAUUUCCGAUAUCAAUGAACUUGGUGUGACGGAAAAGAGUAUAGAAGAGGGAUCGAAAUUGGGCGAAAAUCGAGACGUUUCGUUCGUGAAAUCGAAGGAAAUCGAGGCACCGAAAACGGACGGUGAUAGAAAAAUCGAGAAAUCCGUGGAGGGAGGAAAAUUGGAUUUGGUAAAUAAAGCAGAAGAUUUCGAGGCAUUAACCGUGAAGUCAAAAUUAACGCAAGAUGACGUAGAUUCCAAAAGCGAAAUAUUGACUAAGCAAUUUCUAAAAAAAGAAGAAGAAGAAGAACCUUCGAAAAAUAAUACCGCGAAAACUUCCAAGACCGACGAGGAAUCGGAUCGAUUAAACGAAACUAACGAAAAAUUGGAGCAAAAUAACCGAUCGACGAGUUAUCACGAAUCAUCGAUCUCGAAAUUAAUUUCGAGGAAAAUCACGAGUGAAGAAGUGUCUUCGUUGACCAAAGAUUCGUACAAAAUUUCACGCGACACAAAGAGGAAACGUCCUCCAACACCGCCGAAAAGAUCGUCCAGCCUCGAUUUCCAAGAAAGCUCAACCGCGAGUAGUUCCGCGCUCCGUGGAAAAAGGGAGAGCAAAGAGAGCAUUGGGGGGGAUGGGGAGAUGGAGGACACAUCCUCGAGAUUACGUCGAGAUUCCGCGGAAAGUUGGAGGACGAAGGAAAAUAUUGGCACCACGAGAACACUAUUGACGAUAAUAUCCCAGAGUGACGCUGGUGUCGAAAAUAUUCGUGAUACCUCAAGUUACGUGGACGAGACCGUCUCCCUACGCGAGAGCAACAUCUUGGACGAUUUGAAGGCGAAGGGGAGGAGUGUUUGUUUCGAGAACGACGACAACACGGACGAGUUGCGCAAGUACGUGGAGAAUGGCGCCAGGCUUGGCAAUGGCGCAAGUUCUGAAAUAAAGCGUGACUACUUGCAACGAGAGACACGCGAAAAAUCGCCGGUGUCCGUGUCGUGUACGAAACAGAGCGUGGACGGGCUACCCGUGGAAGGAGUAGCGAAAAUUGUAAUGGAGAAAAAAUCUCGGGAGGAAAAAUCGUCGGGUUCGAAAGUUCGAGAGGAGGAAUCCGUGGAAAGAGUAGAGAAAAUUGACGUGGAAUCUCGAGAGACGCGGGAAGAAUCAACGGCGUCCACUUCGAAAGGAAGCGCGGACACACCCGUGGAACGAAUAGUGAAAAUUGACGUGAAAUCGUCUACGAUCGACGAAUCCGACGAAGCGAGAAUUUUCAAGAAAUUUGAAGAGGAAGGAAGGAAAAAGGUUUCUGACGGAAAAUCUGUGGAAAGAAUAGUGAAAUCGUCCACCGACAAAACGAAGAUUUCCAAGAAAUGUGAAGAGGAAGAAAGGAAAGAGGUUUCGUACGAAUUACACGAAAAGUCACUAGAGUCCGUGUCGAUAAAACAGAAUGUGGAGAAACCUGUGGAAAGAAUAGUGAAAAUUGUCAUGGAACCAUCUUCUAUCGACAAAUCCGACAAAGUGAAAAUUUCUGAAAAAGAGGAAGAAAGGAAAAAGGUUUCUGACGGAAAACCUGUGGAAAGAAUAGUGAAAAUUAACGUUGAAUCGUCCACCGAUGAAUCUGAUAAAACAAAGAUUUCCAAGAAAUGCGAAGAGGAAGAAAAGGUUUCUUACGAAUUACACGAAAAGUCACUAGAGUCCGUGUCGAUAAAACGGAGUGUAGACAAACCUGUAGAAAAAAUAGUGAAAAUUAAUGUAGAAUCGUCCACUGACAAACCUGAUAAAGAGAAAAUUUCUGAGAAAGAGGAAGAAAAGAAAAAAGUUUCUGACGAGAAACCUGUGGAAAGAAUAGUGAAAAUUAACGUUGAAUCGUCCACCGAUGAAUCUAACAAAGCGAAAACUUGCAAGAAAUGUGAAGAGAAAGAAAAGGUUUCGUGUGAAUUACAUGAAAAGUCACUAGAGUCUAUGUCAAUAAAACAGAAUAUAGACAAACCUGUGGAAAGAAUAGUGAAAAUUAACGUAGAAUCGUCCACUGACAAACCUGACAAAGUGAAAAUGUCUGAGAAAGGGGAAGAAAGGAAAAAGAUUUCUGACGGGAAACCUGUCGAAAGAAUAGUGAAAAUUAACGUAGAAUCGUCCACCGAUGAAUCUGAUAAAACAAAGAUUUCCAAGAAAUGCGAAGAGGAAGAAAAGAUUUCGUACGAAUUGCACGAAGAAUCCAUGUCGAUAAGACAGAACGUGGAUAAACCUGUGGAAAGAAUAAUGAAAAUUUCUGAGAAACAGGAAGAAAAGAAAAAGCUUUCUGACGAGAAACCUGUCGAAAGAAUAGUGAAAAUUAACGUUGAAUCAUCCAUCGAAAAACCCGACAAAACGAAGAUUUCCAAGAAAUGCAAAGAGGAAGAAAAGGUUUCGUACGAAUUACGCGAAAAGUCACUAGAAUCCAUGUCGAUAAAACAGAACAUGGACAAACCUAUGGAAAGAAUGAUGAAAAUUUCUGAGAAACAGGAAGAAAGGAAAAAGGUUUCCGACAUGAGACCCGUGGAAAGAAUAGUGAAGAUCAACGUGGAAUCGAUCGGAAAACCGGACAAAGCGAAGAAAGAGGAGGAAAGGACGAAAAAGAUUUGUGACGAGAAUGGGUGGGGUGACGAGGCUGGGCCGAGACAGGAGGUGCACUCUCGUCAUCAUCGCGUUCACAAGAAGAUCGUGAAGAACGAGACGUCGAGCACGACGACUGGUGACAAAGGGCGCGGUAACAAGAUGGAAAGUUCGAGGGAGCUCACUACCAGUGAAGAAGAAUUCGAGGAGAUUUACAAGUAUUCCACUCGUACGUCCAGUGAUGAACCACCGUCUCUCAAAACUGGCGGCCAUGACGAGAGAAAGGAUAGAGACACUCCUUCCGAAAUAUUAAAUUCCACUCUGAGCAACGACGAGGCGCCAUCUCAUCGCGCGCGCAAACAAGAUGGAAGGGGAAAGGAUUCUCCCUCCCAGAAACUAACCGAUCCUACCACCGUGUUCCACCGUGGCCCUAUGGAAGCGUGGCAGGUGGACAUAUUCUCCAUAAUAACCGAGGAGGCGAGGAAAAGCAAAUUGAGACGAGAGAUGGAAUCGUCGCGCGGAGUACCCUUCCCUGUACCCCGCACUCCCGCCUCCCAGGACCUGUACUACGUACCGAUCGAGAGUGGCUCUACUUACCAGAAGAGCAAAAGUAACAAUUUCGACGAGACGGGUCCCGUCGAAUCGUUGAAAGAUAUUUGCAUCAAGAAAAUCUUGUCCAUGCCGUACGGUCUCCACGUGAUCAACGAGAUCACCGUGCCGGGAUUUAACGUUUUCGAGAAUCUAGGAUCCGACGUGUCGAAAUUUCCAACGUACGGAACGCGAAAAGCUACGACAACUUUGAAACGUGACUCGGACGAAACGCACGGUGUUUCUGGGCGGGCGACGAGCACCUUCGACGAGGAGUCGAAUACGACGAAUACUUGGCUCGGUUUAUCGACCUCGACGGAUCCCAAGCUGCUCGUCUGCCUGUCCCCGUCCCAACGGAGAACCGAGAUAAAGGCAACGGCCGACAAUUUGCUCGAUUUGCACGAAAAGUUCAUAAACAGGCGCAAUUAUUUCGACGAGGAACCUCCUCCACGAGUCCCCCCAGCCAGAUAUCGGGUCGAAGUAGUGGGUCCCAAGGAGGAGAGGAGCGGGGCGGAAGAGUCGAAAGGAGACGAGAGGGGGAACAGAUUGUUGGAAAUUAUCAAAGAGAAUUCGGAUAAGAGGAGCGGCACCAAAUCGGUCACGUUCGAGGAAUCGAGCCAAUCGGGAUCCUGUAACGCGGACGGGGUCCCGACCUUUGACAGUGGUCGGCAGCGGCGUGCUAAAGUCACUAGGUUGUGCGACUGGCUGAACUUGGCCAGGCUCGAUCGUCACUCGCCGAGAUCGCCUCGCCACGCGACACCGCUCCCCGAUGAUUUAUUAAUAGAAUCAUCGGGCGAGGGGGGGGAGGAGCGCGAUAACGAGCCACUCGUUGCAUCGAGCGCGAUCGCGAAACGGUUAGACAUGCCUCGAUCUGUCUAUUCUUCCUCGACGCCGUUCAGGAAGAGUCCUCUGACGUUCAACAGCGCCGUCAUCGACUCCUCUUCCAUGGAGAACCCUCCCCAGCGACCGGAUCCGCCUUUAAGAAGCUCGACGCCGUUCAGAAAGAGUCCUCUGACGUUGAGCAGCGCCAUCAUCGACUCCUCUUCCAUGGAGAAUCCUCCCAAGAGACCGGAUCCGCCUUUAAGAAGCUCGACGCCGUUCAGGAAAAGUCCUCUGACGUUGAACAGCGCCAUCAUCGACUCCUCUUCCAUGGAGAAUCCUCCCAAGAGGCCGGAUCCUCCGUUCACAAAGAGUCCUUUGACGUUGAACAGCGCCAUCAUCGAGAAAUCGGUUCACUUUGUCGACUCCUCCUCCCUGGAGAACCCUCCCCAGCGACCGGAUCCUCCUUUAAGAAGCUCGACGCCGUUCAGGAAGAGUCCUCUGACGUUGAACAGCGCCAUCGUCGACUCCUCCUCCGUGGAGAAUCCAGCUUUGAGAAGUUGGACGCCGUUGGGGGGGAAGAGCGCGACGCGUUACAACGUGAAUCCGGCGUUGAUCGACGACAGGGUUGAGGUGCCGCCGAGAGCGAAGCGCGUGGUGAGCGUGGACAGGUCUUGCAUCGACACGACCAGCAUCUUCGACCAGAACCCGCCCAGAAGCCACCUGGAGCCGCGCAGGUACGGCAACGACGAGAAUCCGAAACACGUGGCCGCGGCCGAGAUCAUGGAGGAGUUGAAGAAGCUUCAGAACGAGACCGAGGAGCAGUUGGAGGGAGCACGUGGCUCGUUGCCUCCUCGACGAUACGUCGCGCGCCAAUUGAGGUACAUAGAAUUGUUGGAGAACCAGUUGAGGAACGUGAUAUUGGCGGAGGAGGAGGAGAGGGAGGCGUUGGAGGAAUAUUUCCUCGCCCAAACGAGGAAAAGGAAAAGGGAUGGGAGAAGGAGCAGGAAGGAGGAGGAGGAGGAGAGUUCCUUUUCGAAGCCUGGCGAUUGCAGGAAGGUGGAGGGCGAGAAGGAGAACGGUUUUCACGAGGAGGAGAGGAUCGAGCACGUGGAGCGUCCGGUGAGUGGUGAGAAAGGGGUGGAGGAGGGGGAGUCGAAACGUUGGGGAGGAAAAAGUGGAGGGAAGGAGGCGGACAAUGGGGGGAGGGGGAUCGGUAAGGUUGGGAAAGCGGAGGAGAGAGCGAGGUCCUCGGUGGUGGUGAACGGUGAGGCGUUUCGUAGACGGAUGUACGACGAGUACGUCCAUAAGGUGAUGGAACGAGAGGAGCGGAAGCAUCACAAGGUGGUGAAGAUCAGCACGCACGAGGACCUUAAGAAGUGCGAUCAUAAGAGCGAUAAGAGCGGUAUGACCACCGUGGAGAGGGAGUUCAUCGAGAAGGCGAGGAACAGGUUGAACAAAUUUGGGAUUAAUUUGGACGAGAGCGAGACGGAGAGUGAGAAGGAUAAGAAAGACGGUGGCAGAGGGGGGAGGGGGAGAGAAGGGGGUGAGAAAAGAGUGGAGAUGAAGGAGGAGGAGGAGGAGAAGGAGGGUGUCGUAAAGGCGAAGUGUUUGAUCGAUGGAAAGGAGUUCGAGGACUCGAAAAAAUUGCCCAAACAUCUGCAAGAAUUCCUCGAUAUGCCCGCCAAUUUCGACGAUGAGAACGUUAUGUUCGCUCCCACGUUUAAAGCUUCUUCCGCAACACCAGGCGUUUGGUCACCUGGAAGCGAGCCACCCCCGAAGGAGCCGAGCCCCGAGCGGAAAGAAUCUCAAAAGGAUGGUGGUAUACCACCCAUCUGGACGCCUUCCAGCGCUGGAGCCAGCCCAAUUCCCGAGAAAAAGGAAUUUCGACCGGUGCAAUUCGAGAGCCCUACCCUGAGCCGAAAGAAGCUAGCGCAGCAAGAAAGUACGCAGGAAACUCCACCACCUUGGGAGACGGAAGUGGAAAAGAAGGAAAUAACGAGAAGUAGUUAUGAGAGCACUAGUACCAGUUCACGAAUUGUCAAUUCCCACUCAGCACCGUCGCAGGGAUUAAAUUCAUUAAGUUCAACGCCACGAUUGCCACGUGCUCAGAAUCCAACUAUAACACUACUUCAAAAAGCAAGAGAAGGACAAUUGCCAAAGGGAGCAGCCUAUCUAGAAGAGAACGAGACGGAAAAGCGUCCAUCCAGUGACGAGAAAGGCAUAAUUAGUCCAGGAGAGAUCAUAUACACGGUGAAGAAAGAAUACGAGAGCGAGCCGGAAACGGAAAACGAACCGCCGAAGAAGAUGGCCGACUUGGGUCCUCGAAAAUUCGAGGGUAUCGGCCCAACAUCUAAGGAGGGUAUUCCCCUUGUUUUGAGAUCGGAAGUCAAGGAGAAUAAUCAGACAAAGUGGUAUAAGAAAAUGUACGACUCGUUGCAUCGUGCAGACAGAAGCGAUGACUACGUAACCAUUCGUUACAAACAGAGAAGAGGGACGAGAUACGGUUACGGAAGUGGCAGUGGAUAUUUAAGCGAACCGGAACACCGCUUGUACUCCGAUCGCUCCGCCACCUUGGACAAUCGUCGACGCCUUCGCAACAAGGAAAAUGAUUUCUUUACGUCGACUAUGCCUAGAAAGAAUGGCACGUUGAAGUACAGUUCAGAGGUUUACAAAAAUCAGCCUGGCCGUAUCGAGGACUACGAACCUGGACGAUCUUCAAUCGCCGAAAAGGAAGCCAAGGAGUGGUGGGACGAGGUCAUGGACAUAUUUGACGGGUGGUUGAACGACAAUGGACAUCCUCAGGGUACAGAGAUGGAGGAUCUUGGCGACGCGCAGCUGAGCCACCGCGCUCUCAGCCUCUCCUACCGACCGGAGACCGGUCGCAAUCCGUUCGACCAGCACAAAAAUCGUCCCCCGCAAAGAUUGAAACCGUAUAUGUCACACGCUCUCAAAGAAUCGGGAUACGAGAGUGACUCGACGCUGGUGUUUCGUCGCAAGGAGGACAUCGGUCCGUUGAGUGAACUCGAGCAAAGAUUGGCCUACAAAACGGUCCAAAGUGGUGGCGACGUGCCACUUCAUGGCCUUCGUAAACCAGCCCCAGAACGACCGAAGGACGAAACUGGCCUCGAGUAUUUUCCUAUCUCGCCCACAUUGACACGGAUCCGUGUACACCGGAAAAACGGCUCCUCGACCAAGUGUGCCGCCGUUUCGUCGCGACACGAGACCCCGUUAAUCGAAAUUCGAAACGCGACAGCCAAGAAAAUGGACGUUCGAUCGACAAUUGUUUCGGGGGGCAGGUCUCUAAGAGACAUUGCUCUCGACGAUCCACGUGAGACGACGGUAUCUAGGCCACCGUCCCCGCCAAGAAGGCAGUCUUCUAGGAACAGCAAGACUCUCAAACUAUAUGGAAACGCGAGACGUCAAACUGUGCAGCCCUUUAAAUCGAGGCACAAACAGUGUUUCAACGAAGAGGCACGCUCCAACGUUGGCACGCCCGGAGAACGACUCAAUGGAAAUUUGGACAGAUGCGGGAAGAAAAGUCGCGAGAUCGUGCGUCCUUGUUCGUUUCGAACGUCGUCUAACGGCUCGACGAUCCCCCCCCCUCGUUCGAAAGUUUCGACACCGUCGUGUAAGAAGAAGACGGAGGACUCGCGCCCGUCGCAAACUUUACCAGCUGGGGAGAAAAGUUUCUCGACAUCCAACGGGGGCAGAAUUUAUGGGAACAGUUCCUCGUUGUGGAGGCUUGGCGAAUAUCCCGUCAAAUCCGAGCCGAAACGCGAUAAAUCGUCCUCCAUUUUGAAGAUGGCCUCCAAGUAUGUGUCGCCCUCUGCGACAAAAUCGACGAAAGAAAAGUUGCAAUCGAACGGGGUCGGUAAUACAGUUUCUUUGAGGAAAACUAACGCGAACAGAAGGCGGUUGACGCGGAAGGAGCAGGAAGAGUCGUCGAGAAGAUUAGCCAGAUCGUCGGUCGAUCUCUCUUCGAUGGAGAAUAGGAAACGUUUGCAAAAGUGUAGGGAGAAAGGUGGCAGGGAUGUUCGCACGACAGUGCUGCCGUCUGGAACGCUUGUCAAAAGCUCGACCAUGUUGUACUCGUCUAGUUCGAGCAGUGGCGGACAGAGGCCACCCCAGGACAAGUCUUUGAAAGUGGUCGUAACGGUUUCGUCCAAGGGACAGGAGAUUUUAAGAAAGCCUUUGGACUCGAUUUCGGCCGCAAAGUCCACCUCUUCUUUGAAAUCAUCUUCGGCUACGUCUUCGCCAUCGGUCGUACGCAAAACGGUGUUAACGGAUACCAAGAAGCCUGUAAGGACGAUAAUCGGACGGCCUGACAAGAUGGGUUCCAGCAGAGAGUUUACAUCUUCCUCGGAGGCGAUCGGCGAAUCGAGUAAAAAGAAGGGGCAGAGACCUCACACUAUCGUGAGAUCUCCCGUUAGAAAGCUGGAAACUAUUCAGAUUAAUCCUGACAAGAGGAAGAUAGAAACGAAGAAGAAAUCGAGAAAAGUGGAAAAUGGCGAUGCUGCGAGGAUGAAGAAACUGAGGGAUAACGAUAACAUAGAGAACGAAGAGCCUAAUAUCAGGAAGGUAUACAAAUCUAAACAGGAGCAACGAUCUUCGUUGAGCGUAGAGGAGAUAAAGAAGCACGGCGAAGCCACGCGUUCCGACACAUUUUUCCAAAAUCUCUUUUUAAGAUCCAUCUCUUCCACCGUUUCCAGUGAAAAUGCUCUCCCUUCGAGGAGAUCGAUCGUCAGCGAACGAGCCAGAAUGUAUCAGGAAAACAGCAGAGAAGGUAGCAAGUCGGAGCCAUCUUUGAAGUCUCUUAGCAUAUACUUGGCCCACAAGCGACCGGUAUCUAACUCCAAGUUCAAAAACUGGGAGAAGGAGAGUGUUUCUUCGAGAAGUUCGAGCCCGUACGGGGUCAGUUGGCCUGGCAGAAGCAUGUUUCAGAAGGUGAGCAAGUUCGACAGUCUUUUAGGCAUCGAGGACUUUGGAUCGUCGACCACGUUGCGCAACAAAAGUCCAGACUCUGUGAAAGAGCGUUUGAAGGAGAGGAGUUUGAGCGAGCCACCUUUGAAGACCUUGUCCGAGUGUUCCGACUCGAAGCAUUCGUCUUCGCGCGCUUCCUCCCCGUCUUCGAUUAGAUCACCAGCCUGUAGACGUAUACGUAGCUUGAAACAGGAGAGGUCAGAUGGUCCAAGUGCGAUUGUCGCGAAGAAAGUUAGAGCCAGGAGCGCUGGCGAAGCAGAGGAGAAACCAAAAUUUGGAUCCAAUUUGUCCCUGACUAGAAGCUCGAGUUCGCUUUGCGCCUCGCCGAUCGAUCGUGAGGAAUAUCAUCGGUAUGUAGUGGGCAUGUUGCACGAUAGGAGAAGAUCGGAAAGAUACAAGGAAUUGCACGACUUCUAUUCGAGUCUAGAGAGGUUAGGUGAAUUAGAGAGAACGUUUUCUUCAACCGAUUUGAGGCCAAGAAUGAAAAACGAAGAAAUAAUUGAUUACGAUAGAUGGAGGAAGGUGAGAUCGCAGGAAAGAGCCGAGGUUGAAUUUAGUGCUUUGUAUGGAAAGUUAAAGGCGGUUCAGAAAGACAAAAAUUUUUUGUUCAGCACCAAGGAUAUUGGCAAGUUCAAGUGGCACGGUGAUUGUAGCUUGAGAUGCAAGGAACGAUCGGUGGAGAAUAUUAUCCAACAUUUCAAGAAACUGCAAUCCGAAGGAAGCGAAUUGGAUUCUUCCAAAAGAAGAGAAAUGUCGUGGAGGAAGGACACGUAUAAACCCCUUUGGCGUGGCACGUCUGUGAUAAACGUGGCUAGCACAAUGCAAGAGAAAGCAAAUGGAUCUAAAAACGAGAAAUCUUUGGAUCAUUUGGAUCACCCAUCAUUGCAAAGAAGCCUUGGAGGAAGUAAAAAGUUCUGGAGCAGUUUAUCCAUCGAGCAAGUAGCCACCUUAAAGAAACAAUUAAACGAAAUUUAUGGCAGCGAUAAUUUACAGAGAUCUGCACCGUCGACGUCCUCCGAAAUAGGCGAGCAUAGAUUGGAAAAGAAAGAAGUAAUCGAUAAACAAGAUUCUCUAUCGAAGUACGAAAUUAUCGUUCCACCUCAAAUCGACUCGAUCGAUAAAGACGACGCUAAGGGCCUUCACGUGCGAUGCCACUCGAUGAUCACGUCUGAUGCUUCUCCGAAUAAUGAUCAGAAAUCGUUUACAGAUCGUGCAGAAUCCUUAAAGAGAAGUGGCUCUAUUAGCCGAGGUAAGAGUAUAGAAAUACCGAAAUCUGACAAAAGUGUAAUCAGUGUAUCGCCAUCUAUGAGCGAAUUAGAGAAGAAGAGGCUCUCCGUGACGAUCGGUAAAGAAGUUCUGGACAAAAUCUCGCAGAGAAGACUGUCAAUGCCAUUGACAGCUCCUCGCGAAACUCGAGGUAGUAUAGCUGCUGCGCUUGCUGUUAGAAAAAUACCAAAAAUAACACGUUCUUCGACCGCACCCAGUGUAACUAGCACGUCACCUAGGAGCUGUUAUUCUUUAGAACCACAGAACGCGGAAGAUUCGUCGAGAGUAAAAGAGAAGAACGAUUUUCUGCUAGUUCUGACACCGAACAACAAAACUCCAUCAGACAGACGCAGAGUAGAGAACGUUUUAGAGGAAUGGUCGAAGAAACCACCUCUACUGGCAAUCGCGAUACCCGACACGCCUAAUCAGACAAAAAUUAUAACCCCUAAUUCAGGGAGCGAAGGAAACAGCACGACGGAAAGUUCCGAAACGUCUGUGAGGACUGUCAUUCAACGAAAUAUAGAAUCUCGAGAUGUUCCAGCGAAGAUAGAGUUCUUCGAGAACGUGGACAAGAGCGCGGAUACCCAAUCGGAUCGUGUAAAAAUAAAUAAAAAGGAACAGACGAAACGGAAACCAGGGAGAUUAUCCUCUUCUCAAAGCUUUGCCGAUUUGAGAGAAUUAUUUGGCGAGUCAGAGGCCGGUAAAUAUGCGUUGUCGGGGUGCAGGACACGCUCGAUCUCGCCGAGAGUCACGUCUGACGAGCGAAAAGGAAGCAGUCCUGCUCGGGAAAUGGACACCGAUACACAACCGCACUUCUGUUCACGCGACCGUGAACACGAUAGGCCUCGCAGCGUCAGUCCGUGUCGCGCAACCACUCGAUCGAAUUCAUCGUGCAGUCUAGAGAGCAUUUGGCUGCGUACCUCUUCACCAGAUCCGGACAAAUAUUGGCGUGCCUAUUUGAAACUAGUGAAAAAUGGCACGGUGAGACGGCUCAGAGCCAAAUUCGAAAGCGCUGAAGAUCUUCGCGCCGGUAGAGUCAGAGUGCUUCCAGCGCCUAAAAAAUUUCAAAGCGAUCCCGAACUGGCCAGGUGUCUUCUGAGAAAGGUGGACGAGGGCAAAUUAAAACCUCACGAGUUCGCAGAUGUGGCUUGGUUGAGGCGGAAGUACGAGCCGCGAAGAGGAAGAGCGCGUCGUAGAGGAGAAUCACCGCCGAUUCCGCGUGUGCCGUUGAGAAAGGAAGAUCUAUCCAUGCCUCACAUCGACGUCAUCAGCAAAACGGCGGAAUUGAAGGAUUCGUCGGCUGUCACGUCCACUAUUACGAAUUCCGUGGCCAGAAAGGCAGAGACUAAGGAACUGGAAGCGAAGAAAUCAGUUGGUCGGAUGAGGAAGAAAUUUGAAAAAUUUGCUACGCAAAAAACUUCGAUUCUGGGUGAGAUGUUUACUUCGUCGCCAGACAUGCACGAACUGAGAGACAUUGCACCUUAUUUGGCUGGCCGUUGGGUGGCGCACAGGUACCCUAGUAGAAGGGAUAACAUGCGUUCAUUGUCUUCGCCACCAGAUCUCGCUGGUAGACCGUGUUCCGCCUCGAAAAGCGAGGUUAACUCUGGAUCCACGAAAACGCAGAGCAAGGAAGGAGGUAAAUUAAUUGGAAAAGUGCGAGGUGUCUCGUCGAAGGGACCGUCGUCGAUUUUGAAACAAUCUGAUGGUGAUCAAACGUUUGAUCCUGAUAAGCAUAGACCGAAAUUUAGAUAUCAACCACCUCCUCCGCUAUCCUCGCCAAAUGUUCGACGAAAAGCCACGUGUUGGUGGUCGCCGAUUCCUAUCUACACGGCUCGACCUACCGUCACUUUCGAAGAAUACUCGAACGCACCCCCGCCGCCGCCAAAAUCUCAGCACUACAGAGACGACUGCCAAGAAUCACCGAGGCGUUAUGUGGAGGGCGAGGUGACGAUUCACUAUCGUUCACCAGUGCGUACAGAGGCGAAAGAACCAUUGAGCGAGGAAGAGCUCGCUCGUCGAAGCGCGGAGAAUAUGCGACGCGUUUAUCAAGAGGAACGGCGUCGCAAAUAUCUCCAGGAGCUCCACGACAUCGAUUCGAGGAGGCACACCGACAACUUCAUCCCAUCGCAGAAAUCACCGAUCCCUUUGAACCGUUACGACGAUUUCGUGGAUGACCUGAGCCACAGAAGCCGAUCCCAGGAGCAAACACCGGAACCUCGGCUCGUGGCAAGGGCGCUUUACAACUUUAUCGGCCAAUCUUGCCGGGAAUUGAAUUUCCGUCGCGGUGACAUAAUAUUCGUGCGUCGCCAGGUAGACAAGAACUGGUACGAGGGUGAGCAUAAUGCUAUGAUCGGCCUGUUCCCAUCGAAUUACGUCGAGAUUUUGCCCUACGACGGGAUGCGAACCACACCAAAGAAACCAUACGAGGGACAAGCACGAGCUAAAUUCAACUUCGUUGCCCAAACAAAUCUUGAGUUAUCUUUGGCCAAAGGAGAACUUGUCGUCUUGACGAGAAGAGUCGAUGAAAACUGGUAUGAGGGACGUAUUGGAAACAGAAAAGGGAUAUUCCCCAUCUCUUACGUCGAAGUUAUCACUGAGCCUGGCCUCAGAUCAGAAACGCCAACACAAAACAAACCAGUUGCCGCUCCAGCUGCUCAUAGCCUUUUGGCAAAUGGAUCAGCUGGAGGGAAAAUGAGUAUGGGACCUCAUCAUUAUAUGCCGUCCAUACCAGUUAAUAUGAACACAACUCAGCCACACUAUAAUUCACUGCCACGAAUGGGAGGAAACAAAUUACAUGUCUCCGAAGCACUACACAUCGACACACACUCUGAACCAAUACCAUAUCGAGCUCUCUAUAAUUAUAGACCACAAAACGAAGACGAACUUGAAUUGAAAGAAGGCGACACAGUAUACGUAAUGGAGAAGUGCGACGACGGUUGGUACGUUGGUUCCAGUCAAAGGACCGGCUACUUUGGUACUUUCCCUGGCAAUUACGUGGAACGAUUGUGAAAAAUGACAACGAGCUGUAUCGAACCACGAUUUACAUUUUACCAAAGCACUAAAAAUUCGAAUCGUUAAAAUAGAUAAUUUUUAAUCGAUCGAUGAUAAGGAUCAACGAGAUAUGUAUCUCAUUACAGUCUUCCUAUUCGUAAAUUUCAACGAUAAUAAAAAAAAAUGAUACCUAAAAAUGGAAAAAAAAAAAAGAAAAAAUAUACAAUCAAAUAGAUACUUUUAAUAAUAUUGCAAACACAUGAGAAACUCAUCGAAACGAACCUUAUCGUUGAAGAUUCACCAAAAAAAAAAAAAAAAAAGAAGAAGAAGGAAACUUAACGUUAGAAACUUCAUAACGUGUAUGUAGUGUAUAAUAAUGUUUAGUAAUUUAUUAUACGACGAAAACGAGUGCGUCAGGCGGACGUUGCGAGGCAUCGAAAUAAAAAAAACGAACACGACAAGAAAUACUUUUUGUUCGUAUAAAUGGAAACGAUUAAUGUAGAGAUAAUGUGAAUUUUUACACAUGCAGAAUCAUCGACAGAACGAAACGAAAAGUUUCCGUCGAGCCUAUUUCUAUGUAAUCGUAAAACAGAGCCCUAUCGAGAGGACUAUUUCUGGUUUCACCAGCAACGAACGAAGUUAUUCGUGUUUUUUCGAUCAAAUGGCAAUCGUGAAUUUCAUCCAUUUGUGGACAGAAAUUCGAGUUGGGUAAAAAAUGUAUUGAACCGAAAGUUUCUGUUGAACCCCUUUUUUAUGCUUUCGGUUAUACGCCAUUUUCAAUAACACGUGCACGAACAAGACCAUUAAUCGAUAAGCAAGAAAUCUGCUUAACCUGUUAACGGUGUUAAAAGUAAGAAGUUAUCUAUUUAUCAUUAAUGAAAUUGCAUUGUUCACACCGUACAUGUUAAACUUUUAAAACAAACCAAAGAAUCAUACGUUUCGAGUAAUUUAAUCUCGAAAAUUUUACGAUCUAACUUUUAAACGAGAAGUUUGCCUUGUUUAAACGACCUGUUCGCGUACGAGAAACGUAUAUUAACGUAAUUUCGUGAAAAUUGUUCCGAAUCGUGAGAUUUUUCAGUAAAAAAUUGAUAAUUCGAGACGAGAGUUGAUUUCAAUUCGCGGAGAAGACGUUUUCUUCUGUGUUUGUAGAUAAAUCAGCCGUGUUAUUGUUAUAUUCGUGAGUAUUCAAGAAUAAGCGAUUUAUAAUUAUAUAUAAUUAUAUAAUUAAAAGUUUGCCUUCCCAAAUUAAUAUUUUUGUAAACAUUAUUUGUAUCCAGAGUUAUAUAUAUAUAUAUAUAUAUACAUAUAUACAUAUAAAUGAAUUAUAUAAUAUGUAUAGAAGAUAUAUCUAUAUACAUACGUAUAUAUAAUUACAAUAUUAUAUAAUAAUGAAUUGUAAUAAGUAAUCAACGGCAUAAUUAAUCGCGCACGUGUUAAAAUGCACCCAUGUAAAUUUCACGAAGAAAUAACAAAGAAACGAAUCGUAUUAAUCUAUAUAUCAUUAAUUAAUCGUAACUAAAAGGAUUUUCGCCGAUGUCACACCGAGUAUAAUAAGACUCAACGAUUUUCAAAGACGUUUCGCCAUGACGUUACAGCUUACAUUAAGUCUAGAUAUAAAAAAAUGGAAAGAAAUACGAAUGCUAAUAAGAAUCCAGUUGGAAAAAACAGACAAUACUUAUUACUAUUGUAAUUCAGUAGAACGAGAUGAGAUAAUCGAGCAUGUAGCGAGGGCAUUAAUCCAACCAGUUGCGACUAAUGAUCGUUUCAGUUGAUAUAUCAUUGUUCAAGGGUCGAUCUAACAAGAUUAUGGAUGCAAAUCGAGUUAAUUUUUAAUGAUUUUUAAAAAUUUUUUUUUAUUCUUUUUAGAAAAAAGAAAUUAAAUUUUUUAAAUUAAUAGACAUCGAAAUAUUUUAUCGUUUGUUUAUUAAUUAAAUAAUUCAAUAUAUAAAAUUAUACAAAAUAUUUUAACUUAUAUACAUCGUAUAUAUAUAUAUAUUUAAAAAUUGAUAUUUUUUAAACAUUUUAUUUGCGUCUAUAAAUCUGGAACACCCUAUACAUAUGUUUACGUACAUAUCUUUUUGUUAUGAACAUAUCUUCGCUGAUUUUAACAGCUAUAGUCUCAGGCGUGAAUUGGAGGAAACGGAAGUCGAAGGAUAUAACAUAGGACAGUAUAUGAAAGAAAAUGCAAAUUUCUUCGAUCGAAUCGAAUCUUCCGAUUUCUCUACUACUCGUAAAAAACGAGUUGUAGAAGCUUGUUUAACGAUUUGGAAGAGAAUAUGAUAAUAUGGAAUAUCAUAUGCAAUUUAUAUAAUAUGAUAUAAUUUGUUAUUGCAGCUUUAUUAUUAUUAAAUAUUAUUAAUCUAAAAAAAUAAAAAUAAUACUCAAAUAAUAUAUUUUAUGAUUAAGUUGAAUAUAAUAUAUUUUUAUCGAAAUUUUAAUUUUGAUUGUGUAUAUAAAAAAAUUAAAAUAAUUGAAAAUUAUUUUAAAUAUCAAUAAAUUAUUAACAAAUAUGAUUUGAAUAAUUUUUAGUAUUCGUCAAACGAAUAAAUUAUGAUAUACAUAUAAUUGGCAAUGCAACAAUAUGCAAAGUUCCAUAUUACCAUUUUAUCUUCGAUAUUUAUUACAAAGUGUUUGAUCAUCCCGAUUUUUUUUUCUUGAUUUGGAUUUAUUUCAUUAGAUUUUUAAUUCGCACUAAUAAAUAAUGUCACUGUGUAUUGUAUACUCGAAAUUUAAAUAAAUCUUAGUCUGUUACCACAA
Apis cerana (Asiatic honeybee) is the source of this 20413-nucleotide messenger RNA. It is a transcript of the gene CAP, whose product is annotated as Cbl-associated protein. The record is from RefSeq and is a predicted model, not a curated record. Gene Ontology annotation, molecular function: protein binding. NCBI's taxonomy places the organism in Eukaryota, Metazoa, Arthropoda, Insecta, Hymenoptera, Apidae.